This is a messenger RNA of Chenopodium quinoa (quinoa), 4300 nucleotides long. RefSeq names its product cation/H(+) antiporter 15-like. Gene Ontology annotation, biological process: regulation of pH; proton transmembrane transport. Gene Ontology annotation, cellular component: endomembrane system; membrane. The record is from RefSeq and is a predicted model, not a curated record. Lineage: Eukaryota; Viridiplantae; Streptophyta; Magnoliopsida; Caryophyllales; Amaranthaceae. Gene Ontology annotation, molecular function: antiporter activity. The transcript is spliced from 3 exons. The coding region runs from base 412 to 2955 and encodes 847 amino acids.
AAAAUUGAAUGGACAACCAGAAGAAGCUAAAUUUUACUUGUUUCUCCUAAUUUUCUUUCUUCUUUCAACAAUCAAUAAAGAAAACAGUUUUAUUGCUAUCACCAACAUUAAAAAUAGAAGCUUUCAAAUAAAAAAUAGCUAGAAUAAAAUUCUCCACUUUCAUUCUAAAAUUGUAGCACACAAAGAAGGCAUAAUUGUUGAUUCAGUUCGAGGCGUUUGCGACGGUGGUUCGAAGCAUGAGGGCACCAAUUUAACCACCAUAAUUGGGUUAUUAUCAAGGGAGAAAGAAAAGCACAAACAAUUUUUUUCAAAAAAAAAAAAAUUGUUAUAAAAAAGUGUGAUAAUUUUCCAAGAAAAACAAGAAUAAGAAACAACUACGUUUGCAUGUUCUUGCUCCCUUGAAAAAUAAAAAUGGCAGAAAGUACAAAUGCAACAAAUUCAAAUUCAUUGGAGUCUAGCCCCAUAGUAUGCUAUGCACCAACAAUGAUAACAACAAAUGGGGUGUGGCAAGGAGAUAAUCCCUUAGAUUAUUCCUUACCACUCUUCAUUUUGCAAUUAACGAUGGUGGUCGUUACUACUCGUGUUCUUGUUUUCGUCCUCAAGCCACUUCGCCAACCCCGAGUCAUCGCUGAAAUCCUUGGAGGUGUUAUACUUGGACCGUCACUCUUGGGGAGAUUUGAACGCUUUGCCAACACCAUAUUUCCUCUAAGAAGUGUGAUGGUUUUAGAAACUAUGGCGAACAUUGGCCUCUUGUAUUUCCUAUUUCUGGUUGGGGUUGAGAUGGAUUUAGCAGUUAUCAAACGUACAGGGAGGAAGGCGAUCAGCAUCGCAAUUGGGGGCAUGAUCUUACCCUUUGUCAUUGGAUGCACCUUCUCCCUCUUAAUGCAACACAAAGAUGACGGCACCCACCACGGAACUUUUGUGCUCUUCCUAGGUGUUGCUCUCGCUGUCACUGCCUUCCCUGUGCUAGCUCGAGUUCUUGCCGAGCUCAAGCUCAUCAAUACAGAGUUAGGGCGGAUUGCCAUGUCAUCAGCACUAGUCAAUGACAUCUGUGCUUGGGUGCUCUUAGCCUUGGCCAUCGCGCUAGCUGAGACCAACUCAACCAGUCUCACUUCCCUCUGGGUGAUUCUAUCGAGCACUGCCUUUGUGAUCGUGUGCAUCUUCUUGGUUAGACCCACCAUCAUGUGGAUGAUCCGCCGCACACCUGAGGGUGAACCGUUCAGUGAUUUUUACAUAUGCCUUAUCCUGACAGGGGUUAUGAUCUCAGGGUUCAUCACUGAUGCUAUAGGAACACAUUCUGUAUUUGGGGCCUUUGUCUUCGGCCUUAUCAUCCCAAAUGGACCUUUGGGAGUAACCCUCAUAGAAAAGCUCGAAGAUUUUGUAUCAGGCCUUCUACUUCCUCUGUUUUUUGCAAUCAGUGGUCUUAAGACUGACAUUGGUCAAGUUGGCGGCCUCAAAGUCUGGGGCAAUCUCAUGGCUGUCAUUGUACUGGCUUGUUCUGGCAAGGUUGCUGGCACUGCUGCUGUCGCCUACUACUACAACAUGCCAAUCCGUGAAGGAAUCACCCUUGGUUUGCUCAUGAACACCAAGGGUCUAGUUGAAAUGAUUGUCCUAAAUGUGGGCAAGGACCAAAAGGUAUUAGACGAUGCAUCAUUUUCAAUCAUGGUGAUAUCUGCAUUGAUAAUGACUGGUGUGAUUGCUCCCCUGGUCACGGCAAUUUACCGGCCAGCAAGAAGAUCUGUGGCAUAUAAGAGAAGAACCAUACAGAAAUCAAAACCAGAUGCAGAACUGAAAGUAUUGACUUGCAUCCACACCCCAAGGAAUGUCCCGACUAUAAUAAAUCUCCUGGAAGCCAGCAACCCGUCAAGAAAAUCUCCAAUAUGUGUUUAUGUGCUACAUCUAGUAGAGUUGACAGGACGAGCAUCAGCAAUGCUCAUAGUCCACAACACCAGAAAGUCAGGUCGGCCUGCUCUCAACAGAACACAAGCUCAGUCAGACCAUAUCAUCAAUGCCUUUGAAAAUUACGAGCAGCAUGCUCAAGCUGGAUCAGUCUCAGUCCAGCCCCUGACAGCCAUUUCCCCUUAUAACUCAAUGCAUGAAGAUAUUUGUCACUUAGCACAGGAAAAGCGAGUGGCAUUUAUCAUCAUCCCCUUCCAUAAGCAACAAACAGUGGAUGGGGGCAUGGAAUCAACAAAUCCAGCCUUCCGAAUGAUAAAUCAGAAUCUAUUAGCCAAUGCCCCUUGCUCAGUUGGAAUCCUUGUCGAUAGAGGGCUAAGUGGGUCAACCCGUUUGGCUGCAAACCAGGUGUCACACAACAUAGCAGUGCUCUUCUUUGGUGGGCCUGAUGAUAGGGAGGCACUUGCAUAUGCAUUGAGAAUGUCAGAACACCCAAGCAUCACAGUAACUGUAAUGCGGUUCAUACCAGGUGACGAUGCUUCUAGAACAACAUCUGUGGAGCCAAGUCGUGAGCCUGGGGAUCCUAGAGUGCUAACUGUGAUAACUGAUGCUGAACAAGAGAAACAAAUGGAUGAAGAGUUCAUCAACGACUUCAAAACGAAGACCGCCAACAGCGACUCAAUCACAUACAUGGAGAGGGUUGUAGAUAAUGGGGAGGAAACAGUGGCUUCCAUAAGAGCAAUUGAAAGUGUUCACGAUCUUUACAUAGUGGGAAGAGGACAAGGCAUGAUAUCACCACUAACAGCAGGUCUAACAGACUGGAGUGAGUGCCCUGAACUUGGAGCAAUAGGUGACAUGUUGGCAUCAUCAGAUUUUGCAGCAACAAGUUCUGUUCUAGUGGUGCAACAAUAUGUUGGUUUAGGGCCACAACAUGAAUCUCCACCAACUCCUGAUAGCCCUACUGCUCAAGCUGAUCUUGAUGAGCAAUUAAAUGCAGGAGUGCAUCAGACGAACCAAAGACAACCACCAGCAAAGGGUCAGAAUGCCUUCAAUCUCUAAAAAUUAGCCGUAACCUAGUGAUACCAAACAAUGCUGACGCUGCAUUAUCAUCUGAUAAGAAGUAAUGAGAACAAUUUAUUGCGGCAUUUUCUAGCAGAAAUAGGAACCCCCCCCCCCCCGAACCCAUAUGCAACCUUUAUUCUUCUUUUUUUUUUAAAAAAGUUAGUUUUCAUGAUUUCAUCUCCUGUUUACACCUCCCUAUUUAUUCAAAUCAUCUUCGCCAAAUACUGACGCUCUAACUACCCCUACACCUAUAUGGCUAUACCACUAAAUCUAUAUUCAAGUUGUGUAUAUAACUAAUUAUUAAAAGAGCCCACUUGUAUAGUCACUUAGUAAUCACUUGGGAGGGGGGUUUGGACUUUUAAGUAUAAUUUUUAUAUUUAUCAUAUAUGGGCCAAUGGUUGUUUCAUAGUACUUGCAUUAAGUACCAUAUCAUCUGAACCUGGCACCCGACCCCCCUGAUUGAAACUUAAUAUCUCAGAAUAUAGAUGAUGCAUUUUCCAUCCACAGAAGCCUCACAUGAUAUCCAUACAUCUGAAGUGACAAUUAUGCAGAUAACAAUCUAUUUCUGUUUGUUCCACCAUCCUCUCCUUCACCAGGGCUUAACUUUACCAUUCAUCCUAGUUCCUUUAAUAAGUGUAUCAUAUAUAAAGCAAGAAAGCCAUUCUACAAAAGACAAAUUAAUAUACCAUGAAUGCUGAGGCUGCUGUUUGAUUUAUGUUUUUUAGAGGUUAAACAAAUAACAGAUCAGUAGGCGGACAUGAAUUAAAAGCAAAUCACAAACUCACUCCAAACAAUUGUGAUUGAAUUGUCACCUCAAAAAUAUAAUGUCACCUCAAAUGAGUAAUUACACCAGUGAUAAAUGACAGGUUGGAUUUGUGCCUUAUUGUAAAUUUGUAGCAACUUGGAUAAGCGUGGAAUUAUUAAAUAGAAUUCGUUGUACUUCUUUUAUGUCACAUUAAUAUCUUGAUAUGGCUUCUUUGAAUUUCCAAUAACAAUUAUCUCAAAAGGCCAUUUACCUACUACCCCGGUUUUCCUGGUCUACUCACUGUAGCAACAGAAACUAAGGAGAGCUCAAAAGGGGGACAACUCUUGUGGCUACUUUUGCUUUUUAGAGAGAGAUUUGUUAAAGAUAAUUGGUCACAAAAAAAGUGGGAUGGGAGAUGAUAUAAAAUGAAUAAAAGGUUGACGUAAAGGGAUUAGAGUAAAAGUGAGUAGAACUUAGGAAAACGGAGGGAGUAUAUGCUUUUGUGCAAUGUAUUUUCUUAAAACAUACUACCUCCGUUUUUUAUUAGUUGACACGUUUUGACUUUAGCACUAUUCACACACUUCCCUUUGACCAGGG